AUGGAAGUCCCACAAGUAGAUCUAGUUACUCAGAUUGAAGAAUGUCCAUCGAUUGAUCUUAUCAAUAAUAACUCAGAAGAUAGAUAUGAUGUACGGAAAUUUUCGUUAAUUGGUAGAUUGGAUUUUUUGAGAAUUAAAUUUGAAGAUGUUGUUAUGAGUUUGAAGAAUCAAUGGAAACUAACUGGUCAAUAUAAAAUGAUUCCUCUUGGAAAUGGGUUUUUCACAAUCAAAUUGGAGAAUAUGGCAGAUAGAAAUACAAUCAAAGCAGGUAAAUGGGAAGUACGGGAUCAAGUUUUAAGAGUCAGGAAUUCGAUGCCUAAUUUUAGACCAGAGAAUCAGAUAACAUCCUUAGCUAUGGUAUGGGUUCAUUAUCCUGGUCUCAGAUUGGAAUAUUGGGAUGAAAAAACCCUUUUCACCAUUAGAAGUGCAAUUGGAACUCCAUUUAAAAUUGAUGAGGUGACUCUGAAUUAUGAAAUUGGUCUUUAUGCAAGAGUACUGGUGGAAAUUGAUUUAGCAAAAAAGGUCCCUCAUAACUUUGGAUUAAGAACAAAUAUGCAGCCAGAUUGCAGAGUAAAGAAUAAUUCAAAUCAUGAAGAAGGAGAAAAGCAGAAAGAAGGUAGUGUGCCAACAAUGAAUGUGACACCCACCAAAAUUAUGAAGAAAUUUGAUAUUUGUGAAACCCCAGUGACUCAAAUAAACAUUACUGAAAAACCAGUUCAUAGCACAACAGGUAGCAUUCCAAGUGGCUCAGGAAAAUUUGGAUCUCUACAGGAUAUAACUGAAGAAGAGCACAAUAUUGUCAUGGACAUGAUAAGUCCAGCUAAAGUUUUACAAAUAGUGGAAGACAAUUCUCUUGAUACAAGUGUAGUCAAGUAUGUCAAUGGAAAGAAUGGGUCAGUAUCUGAAGAAAGAAUCCCUACCACCUCUUGGUCCAAAGUAAUUCAAAAACCAAGUACACCUGCACAAAAUGGAGCUCAAAUGAAGAAUGCAUGGCCUAAGUUCUGCAAUAAGUUGAAUCUACCUGGUAUGCAAAGUAUCUUGAUUCAUAAUUCAGUCACAAAUAAAAAAGGGAACAUUUGGUUAUUUUGGAAUAAGACAUUACCAACACCAAAAGUUGUGUCUAUGUCAAGUCAAAUGAUAACUGUGGGUAUUGGAGAUUCCUUAAUAUCAGGAGUUCAUGUUCAUGUGGGGGCGGUUCAGAGAAGAUUCUUAUGGUCUGAGAUGGAAAUGAUUAGUGAGUUGAAGAACCCAUGGUUAAUUCUUGGAGAUUUUAAUGCUAUUACUUGUGCAGAAGAGAAAAUUGGUGGAAAAACUCCUAAUAAAAGGUCUAUGUUAGAUUUCAACAACUGCAUUGAUGAUUGUGGAUUACUUCAAGCUCCAAGCUCAAGAAUACAACAUUCAUGCUCAAAUGGUCAGCAUGGCAUUAAAAGAAUACUUUGCAUCUUGGACAGAGCAAUGUUCAACCAAUUAUGGUUUAAAGAUUGGGGUUUCAAGAUUGGUUUAAGAAUUGCUUCAGAUCAUGCUCCUAUACUUGGAGGUUGUGCAAAUAUUCCAAAACCAAGAAACUUUACCUACAAAUUUCAGAAAAUGUGGAUAUCUCACCCUAAUUUCAUGGAGAUAGUUCAAAAAAGUUGGUCAGAGCCCAUUAUUGGAGAUCCUGCCUUUGUGUUUCAAACAAAAUUGAAGAGGUUGAAGAAUAUUCUUAAAAAAUGGAAUUGGGAGGUUUUUGGGAAUGUAAGUGUUCAAAUUAAAGAAGUCGAGGUAAAAGUUCAAGAAGCAAUGGAAAAAUCUGAUACCCAUCCUUUCCAAGAAGAGCUUUUGAAUGAGUUGGUGAUGGCACAAAAUGAGUUUAACUCUAAGGAAGUCCAACUUAAUGCAAUGAUGAAACAAAAAUCAAGAGAGAAGUGUAUAAAAGAAGGAGCUUCCAAUACAAAUUUUUUUCACACCUCUAUCAAGAUAAGGCAAGCACAGAAUUAG
Molecule: messenger RNA, 1977 nt
Organism: Papaver somniferum (opium poppy)
Lineage: Eukaryota; Viridiplantae; Streptophyta; Magnoliopsida; Ranunculales; Papaveraceae
Exons: 3
Coding region: 1-1977 (658 amino acids)
Source: RefSeq, a predicted model, not a curated record